GGCCCAAAAUCAGGUUAAUGUAGUUAAUUUUUAAUCAUUACUUAUAGAUAACAGACCCCCCCCGCGGACCUCCAUCCCUCCCCACCUCCCCGUAACUACGCAGUGACGUAAGAGCAAGAGAAGAUGGCGGCUGUGCUGAAGGCGGAAGCGGGGCAGUGCGGGCGGCCGUGCGUUGUGUGAGACUCGCCCUUCAUGGACUCAUCGCCAUGAGCAGCAAGGAGAUGGUUUCCACGGAGACAGAGAACAAAGGACAGAGGAAGGUGUUUCUUCCUAACAAGCUGUUGGAGUGUCUCCCCCGCUCGUCCACUCUGCCUAACGAGCGGCUGAGGUGGAACACUAACGAGGAGAUCGCUUCUUACCUGAUAUCGUUUGACAGACAUGAUGAGUGGCUCUCCUGCACUUUGAAAACCAGGCCGAAGAACGGCAGCAUCAUCCUGUACAACAGAAAGAAGGUGAAGUACAGGAAGGAUGGAUACUGCUGGAAGAAGAGGAAGGAUGGAAAGACGACGAGAGAGGACCACAUGAAGCUGAAGGUCCAGGGCAUGGAGUGCCUGUACGGCUGCUACGUCCAUUCCUCCAUUGUGCCAACAUUCCACAGACGAUGCUACUGGCUGCUGCAGAACCCAGACAUUGUGCUGGUCCACUACCUGAACGUGCCGUCCCUGGAGGAUUCUGGGAAAUGCAGUCCGCUGCUGUGUGCGGUGUCGGACCGUCACGACAGCGUGAGGUGGAGCAGAGACGACCUGCUGAACCAGCUGAAGCCCAUGUUUCACAGUAUGAAGUGUUCAGUGGGCUCUGGAGAUUUCAGCAUCGAGGAGCUGGUUCAACACAUCCUGGACCGACAGAGAACCAAACCACAGCCCCGCACACACACCUGUCUCUGCAACACAGCCCAGGUCUCUUCAGGAGUGAACAUUCCUCACCGCUGCAACAGCACCAAGCAUCGCAUCAUCUCCCCCAAACUGCCUCCCUCCUCCUGCAGACCCUCCCCCUCCCCCCUCUCCUCUGAGGCGGGGGAGGCAGGGAGAGGAGGGGGAGGCGGAGGAGGAGAAGCCAAACUGCCUCACCUCCAGACUCAGAGCAGCCCCGCGUCGUCUCCCUGCCCCUCGUCCACCUCGGCCUCGUCUCCCCCUCAGCCCCACAGAGCCACCAUCACCAUGAGUAACCACGGCAACGGCUUCUACGGCGACCGCCGCGCCAACCUGACGACGGUGGCGCUGCCCCAGAACGCCGUGAUCGUCAUGGCGACGACGGCCACCAUCGCAGGGGGGAGAGCGGGUCAGGGAGGGGGAGGGGGAGGAGGAGGCGGGGCCAGAGGGGAGGAGGCGGGGCAUAGGAGGAGUCUGUCACUCACCCGCUCCGGCCAGUUACUGCUCUCCCCCGCCCUCCCCCCUCCUACCUGCAAGCCCGCCUCCCCCUCCCCUCCCUCCUCCUCCUCACCCGCUCCCUCCUCCCUCCCCCCUCCUGCUGUACAGGCGCCGGGGGUGGCCACCCUCUCCCUCACCCUCCUCCCCUCUCCUGUCAUUGGAGGCCUGCUCCUCACCCCCUCCUCCUCUAACACCUCCUCCUCCUCCCUCCACUCUCCCCCUCCUCCUGCAGCUGCCUCUCCUCCUUCUCCCCCUUCCUCCCCCUCACCGCCCCCUCCUCCACCGUCACUCCCCCCUGCCUUUGACCCCGACUCCUUCCUCAACUCCCCCAAACAGGGCCAGACGUACGGCGGGCCUCCUCCCUCCUCCUCCACUCCCUCCCCCAUCCUCUGCUCCUCAUCCCCUCUGUCUCCCCCCUCGCUCGCUCUCUCCCUCUCCCCCACCUCCACCCCUCCCUCCUCUGUCUCCCCCCCCUCCUCGCUCUCCUCCCUCUCCUCCUCCUCCUCCUCUGAGCCGGACAGGAGGGACUCGGCCCUCCCCCUCUCCUCCUCCUCGUCGCCCUCCCCGCCUUCAUCCUCCCUCGUCCCCCCCCUCUCCCUCUCCUUGUCUCCCACCUCCUCCGUGGCCCCGCCCCUCCUCCCCCUCUGCCUGGAGCUGGGGGCUCUGGGGGAGGCAGGGAGGGAGGAGGAGGCCAGAGGAGAUGAAGAGGAGGUGAAGGACAGGAGAGCAGAUGAAGAUGAUGAUGAUGAUGAUGAAGGCAGCGCUCCCCCCACCAAACUGGCUCUGCUGCAGCCAGGCCACGCCUCCUCCGCCUCAUCGCCAAGGCAACAGACAGGAAGCAGCGCCGCGUCGCUGCUCCUGGUUUGCCAGGACUCGGCAGCGGCCCAUCCCGUCACUCAGCCGGCCAAUCAGACGCAGCGGCAGGUGGACGGACAGCAGCCGUUGGUCCUGAGACGGCCCUACAGCCACCGGUCUGCGCCUGAAGCUCCGCCUCCGGCUCAGGUAUCCCAUCAGCCCCUGGUGCUGCCGCAGCCGUCGCUCUUUGCCAACGCCAGCGCUAACGCUGCGCCUGCCCCCGCUGCCGUCGCCAUGGACACCGCUAACCUGGCGACACCCCCGAUUCAGGUGAAGGAGGAGAGCAGGCGGGGCUACGACUCCGAGGACACCUGCAUGGACACGCACCUGGAGGAGGAGGAGGAGGGGGAGGAGGGGGAGGAGGCGGAGCCCUGCGAGAGGGGAGGGGAGGAGCUUGACAUCUCCUUCGACAGCCAGUUCCCUGACCUCAUCUCUGACCUCAUCACCGAGGAGGCCAAUCCCGUCGCAGCUCACCCCGUCACCGCCGCUGCUCCGAACCCGGCCGUGUUCCCGGCGGGGGUCCGAUACAUGGUGCCCCCCCAGCCCUCACCCUCCUCCUCCUUCCUCCCCUUCCCUCACCCCCUGCCCUCCUCCAGCUCCACCCGCCUCGCCUCCAUCACCGACUUCUCCCCAGAGUGGUCCUACCCCGAGGGCGGGGUGAAGGUGUUGAUAACCGGACCGUGGAGCGAGCUGUCGGGUCGAUACUCGUGUGUUUUCGAUCAGAGCACCGUCCCUGCGUCGCUGAUUCAGCCUGGAGUGCUGCGCUGCUACUGCCCCGCCCACGAGGCCGGUCUGGUGUGUCUGCAGGUUCUGGAGUCCGGAGGUUCAGUCUCUUCCUCGGUCCUGUUCGAGUACCGAGCGAGGAACGCCAGCUCCCUGCCCAGCUCCCAGCUCGACUGGCUCUCCCUGGACGAUAAUCAGUUCAGGAUGUCCAUCCUGGAGCGGUUGGAGCAGAUGGAGCGCAGGAUGGCAGAGAUGGCCGCUCGUGACAACAACAACCAGCAGCAGCAACAGCAGCAACAUCAACAUCAGCACGGCAACCACCUGGCAACGCCCCCUCCUCCACCUUUACCUGAGGAGCAUGAACAGUCCUCUCAGUGGUUUGAGAGGAGGAUUGUGGGAGUGUGUGAGCGGAUGAUGAGGGUCGGACGAUGGGGAGGAGGAGGAGGAGGAGGAGGAGCAGGAGCAGGAGCAGAGAGGCUGCAUCACUCCGUCCGUCACCGCGGGAUGACGCUGCUCCACCUGGCUGCUGCACAGGGAUACACACACCUGAUACACACUCUGAUCCACUGGAGGACUGUGAACAGCGACAGUCUGGACCUGGAACAGGAAGUGGAUCCUCUCAACGUCGACCACUUCUCCUGCACCCCGCUGAUGUGGGCGUGUGCUCUCGGCCACCAGAGGGCGGCGGAGCUCCUGUACAGCUGGAACCGUCUGGCUCUGGGGAUCCCUGAUUCGCUGGGACGCCUGCCGCUCGCCGUGGCCCGGUCACGAGGACACACCCGCCUCGCCACGGCGCUGGAGGAGCUGCACACGCAGCACACGACACACACGACGCCCAGGGACACACACACGCCGGCCACGCCACAGCCUCACCUGCCCCCGUCUCCUCUGUCCACCAGCCCGGACACAGGUCUGAGCUCCUCCAGCAGCCUCCCCUCCCCCAGCGACCCCUCCUCCCCCUCCCCGAGCUCUGCCUACUCCAGUGGCCCCGCCCCCAUGGACACCUCCCCUUCCUCCCCCUCUUCUCCCUCCUCCUCCUCCUCCUCCUCGCUGCCUGUGUCCCCCCCCUCUGCCUCCUCCCUCCCUCUCUCCUCUCUCCCUGCUGUGUCCAUGUGGGGGGAGGAGCCACGCGCCGGGUUCAGCCCAGGUAACACAGGUUUGAACCCCGGCGGCUCCACAGACUCUCCUCUGUACCUCAUGGAGUACGAGAGCGCCUCACCUGGCCUCACGCACACCUACGCACCCGUGGCGGCGGGCGGGCGGCGGGCGCACGCAGCGGCGACGCUGGAGGAGCAGCUGCUGAGCUACAGCGAGAACGCCGAGAACGAAGGCGAGGAGGAGGAGUACCUGGAGGAGGAGGUGCUGCAGGUCGACAUGGCGACGCUGGCAGAGCAGAUCAUCGAGGCGACCCCGGAGCGAAUCAAACAGGAGGACUUCCCCAGGGGGGCGGAGUCACCGCUCAGAGAGAGACGGGACAACCCCGCCAUCCAGGACACCUGGCUGGCGACUUACCUGGACACGGUCGACGCCCACACGCACUCCCCGCCCAGGCGGGUGUGCCCCCCCUCGCCCCUCAGCGCACUGGCCCUCCAGAGGCUCCGCCCCCCGUCGUCUGCGGCGUGGGCGGAGUUCCUGAACGCCUCGGCCAACGGGAAGAUGGAGAGAGACUUUGCCCUGCUGACGCUGACGGACGGCGAGCAGAGGGAGCUGUACGAGGCGGCCAGGAUCAUCCAGAACGCCUUCAGGAGAUACAAGGGGCGGAGGCUGAAGGAGCAGCAGGACAUGGCUGCAGCCGUCAUCCAGAGGUGCUACAGGAAGUACAAACAGUACGCCCUCUACAAGAAGAUGACCCAGGCGGCCAUCUUGAUCCAGUCCAAGUUCAGGUCGUACUACGAGCAGAAGCGUUUCCAGCAGAGCCGGCGGGCGGCCGUCCUCAUCCAGCAGUACUACCGCAGCUACAAGGAGUACGAGCGACUCAAACAGGCCCCGAGGGGCGCCGCCAGCCACAACCCCAAGAUCAAGGGCUCGUUCCUGACCAAGAAACAGGACCAGGCAGCGAGGAAGAUCAUGAGGUUCCUGAGACGCUGCAGACACAGGAUUAAAGAGCUGAAGCAGACGAGGGAGCUGGAGAGGAGAGGACUGACCACUUAGACCACUUCAUCCCUCCUUCAUCUCCUGGAGGAGGAGGAGGGGGAGAGGUGUUACUCUGAUGUAUAAAGAAAAGAAACGACUGAUGGAGAGAAGGACAGAGAGACAGAGAGACGCCUUACCCCAACUCUUCUUCUGUCUGUCUGUCUGUCUGUCUGUCCUGGGUGAAUGUAGCUGUCUGUCUGCAGCUUAGAAGGAGCUUCGUUCAGAAGCGUCUCGCCCUCCUCUCUGUCUCACAGGCAGGGUGUAGCUGAGGUUGUGUUGCCCUGAGCAGUGUCUGACAGGAAGCAGGACGGACUCUGACUCUGCUGAUUCUCUCAGCGUCACUGAACGUGUAGAUUAACGUGAAAACCAUAAGGCUGUGUUCAGCUCGUCCCUGUCUCCUGGGAGACGAAGCUCAGGGCAGAAGGAACCCUGACAGGAUCAGUGUUUCUCCUCCUUCCCAUGAUCCACUGCUGUUUACCUGUGCAGGUGCGGGCGCUGGCUGAGCGGAGCUCUUUGUUUGGAGUCUGUGGACUUCAACAUGUACAUGAUUCUGACAAAGCUACUAAAUAUAUUUAAACAGUCACAUAUAGAAACGUAUAGAGAUAGAGAUCUAUAUUCUAAAGGUGGUUUUUAUUUAUUACAGCAUGAACUGUUAAUGUGAGUGUGUGAGCGCGUGUGUGUGAGUGUGUGUGCUGCACAGACUGUAAGAGUCGAGUCUUAAGGAGCCCCCGCCCCCCCUCCCUCCAUGACCUCUGACCUCUGACCUCUGACCUCAGAUGAAGCAGAAACACUAAACAUGACUGAAUCAAACAUGGCUCCGUUUACUUCCUUUGUUAAAGGAAGGCAGUGACGUCACUGAUGACAUCACCUGUGUGCUACUGAUGUCAGAGGUCAGACCAGCGGGGGGGGGGGGGGGGUUGGGGGGGGUUCCCUUCAAACCGUAUUUUAACGUGUCCGGUACUUUUCACGGCGGUGCUGACGGAGCAGCACUGCAACAACAACAACAACAACAACAACAACAACGACAGCAACAACAACAACAACAACAACGACAGCAACAACAACAACAACAACAGCUGCUGCUGCUGUUUCCCGCCUCUGUUUUGAUACGGCGUGCUUUUCAUAGGCAGAGACUGAACGAUGCUGCGUCGUCACGGCGACCACGGCCUCCAGCACCGAGCAUGAGCCGCUUCUUCUUUUUCUUUCUGACGAGUCGAUGGACGGGUUUUUCUUCCUCUUGGCGUUUGUCAGUUCGAGCAGUCGGACGCUGAGUCGGCAUCGAGCUGUUGCAGUGAAGCUUUGCAUGAGUUUGUAUUUAACUGUUCUGCACCAUCAGUCAGCAUCAUUCUACAGGUGAAUAAAUCAGCUGUUUGCUACC
Messenger RNA from Lates calcarifer (barramundi perch), 6456 nucleotides. Its product is annotated as calmodulin-binding transcription activator 2-like. Lineage: Eukaryota; Metazoa; Chordata; Actinopteri; Centropomidae. Gene Ontology annotation, biological process: regulation of transcription by RNA polymerase II. Gene Ontology annotation, cellular component: nucleus. Gene Ontology annotation, molecular function: transcription coregulator activity; double-stranded DNA binding; protein binding. The record is from RefSeq and is a predicted model, not a curated record.